Leptopilina heterotoma is the source of this 5035-nucleotide messenger RNA. RefSeq lists its product as uncharacterized. NCBI's taxonomy places the organism in Eukaryota, Metazoa, Arthropoda, Insecta, Hymenoptera, Figitidae. The coding region runs from base 807 to 2519 and encodes 570 amino acids. The record is from RefSeq and is a predicted model, not a curated record. The transcript has 9 exons.
UGGUCAUUAAACAAAGCCAUUGUAAUAUUUCACUUGAACCUGUAAAUUAACAUUUUUCACUCCUUUAAUAAUUUUCAUAUAAAUAGGUAUUAUUGAAUCAUAAUAAUAUUCAAAACAAAUAUUUACACUAUUAAAUAAUAAUUACAAUUACAAUACCUGUCUCACUGAUCUCUAUGUGACCUGUCUACGAUCACGAACCAGACAACAAUGCGCUUGUAUAGUAUAAAGGCUCGUUCACAGCUUAAGCCCUGAGCAGAAUAAAGGCGCAGACACAAUUUAGAUACAGCUUGCGCAAACUCAGGGAUGGGUAAAUGUAACAAACUCGAGGUUUUCUACGUAUGUUACAUGUAUGUUACAUAAAGUAACAUACGUAUGUAACCCCCCACUCUCGAAAAUUACAUGGAUGUAACAAUGUAAGGACGUAACAUACUAGGUAACAUACAGUAACAAACCCAGGUAACAUACAUGAAGUAUGUUACGUACCCAUCCCUGCGCAAACUGUAUGAGGGUGAAUUUACAAACGCAUUUGUUCCGCUGUACUAAUAGUUUAUAUAAAUUAAAAACUAAUUAUACAACUAUUAGUGAAUAAAUAAUGUUAUAAAUGUUUGCGUUUAUAUUAGUUCCUUCAGUGCCAGAAUAUAUAUUGCACUACCAUUCGUUGCCAAAGAAAAGUGUGUAUAACACUUUAAUAUUAAAGAGAAGAAGUCCCGGGUUCCUUCAUAAAGAAAAGUAUUUUACUUAAACAGUGAAUAAUAAAAAAGCUAAAUUUUUAUGCAUUGUGUUUCUUCGAGUAAAAGAUAAAAAAGAUGGAGGGAGGAAGAAUUGUACCCAUAGGAGGUAUAUAUUUCAUCGAAGGCUAUAUGUACAUUUUAAACAAAAUGGAAAGAAAUAUAACUUACCUGAUAUGUCGAAAUCAUAAGAAGAAAAAUUGCCCAGGACGAGGUAAAAUCAAUAGAAAUAAUCAAUUUAUAUUGACAUCAAAUCACAAACAUACAGUCGAUCCGAGGGAAGAGGAGGAAUUUUCAUUAAGAAGAGAGCUCAGAAAUAGUGCAAGAACACAGCCAGAUUCAUUGAGAGAUGUUUACAACAACAUAAUGGAUCUUCAUAAUGAACAGGAAGGAAACAUUUCUUUCACAAGGAUGAAAGAGAAUAUGAGAAGAUGGCGUUACAGCCAUGUUCCAGAAGAGAUAGAUAAUUUACUUGUUUUCACCGACACUAUUAAUAGUGAUGAAUGGGGUUUUUUGAAAUCUCACAAAUCUGGUGUGCUUUCAUAUUAUCUCUCAACAGGAGAAGACAAUGCUAGCUGUUGUACAAUUUUCGACAACAACUUCCCAAGGAGUGCAUUUCGGGCAGAGAAUUAUUUUAUACACAUUUCAAAGAAAUGUAUACCACAAGGCGGUUGGACCGAUGGAAUAAUAUCUUUAUUGAUGUUAAAAAAUAAUCGCUUAAUUCCCAUUGCACUUGGACUACUAGAGCGGCUUACAAUUGAAACUUACAAAUCAUUUUUUCUGAAAAUAAAAGAAAUUGUGCCAAUAUUCCAAAUGACUACAGUAGUUACAGGAAAUGAAGUAAUUUUGAAAGAGUCUAUUGAAUUUGUAUUCCCGGAAGCAAAUGUUCUAAGGAGCCUUUAUUAUUAUCAAGAAGAUAUUUACAAGAAAUUUGUAGCAGAAAAUCUCAAAAUGGAGUUAAAAAACAAUGAUAAUAAUAAUGAGAUUAAGAAAUUAGCAUUGGGAUUAAUGGCACUGCCAUUAUUCCCAGCAGAGUUAAUCGAAUAUACAUACGACAAUUUUUUAAAUACAUUAUCACAGUUGACAAUCACAAGAUGCAACAACAUCCUGGAUUGGUUCCAGACGGAAUGGCUUCAGGGUGUUCAAACGGAAAAUAUGACCUGCUACAAUAAUUACAAUCAAUCGACACAAUUUUUUGAAUUGUAUUCCAAUCAGUUGGAAUCAAAAUUAGGGACAUUUCCUGCAACUUGGCGAUAUCCACGGUUUUUGUCAUCCUAUUUCCAUAAAAUAAAAACUGAUUUGCGAAAUAUUCGUGUAGAGGAUUAUCAAAAUGUUCGAAUGCCGAAAUUAUUCAGUAGAGAGAAAAGAACUGACCUCAAAACAUUGUGGUCCAACAUGAAUGAUGAUUCAUUCUCAGGAGAAGAUUUAUUGAACCAAGCACGAAACAUGUUUUCGAAACCAAUUUCGUUUUACUUUGAAAUGGAACACAACAAUGAAGACGGAAAUGAUAAUUACUUUGAUGUAAUUAACGUACCAGAACCGGUUGUAGAAUUAGUUCAACAAAAUCCUCAAGAAGUAGUAGCCGAGGUGUUAGAAGAAGAAAGAAAUGAUGAGCCACAAGUUGAACGUCCCCUAUGCUGUGUUUGCUACACAAGAGCUCCUGAAUAUAUUUUUAUACCAUGCGCACAUUUAAAAAUUUACGAAAUUUGUUGGAUACAAUACCAAGUAUUGGGGAGGGGACAGUGUCCCAUGUGUCGCGCCAGAUAUACAAAUGUAUACAAAGUGUUCUAAGUGUUAUCGACAUUAAGUUUUUAAAAAACUUUACUUAAAUAAUGUUAAUAAUUAGAAUUAAAAGAAUAUAUUAUUAUGAAUUUCUACGUAAUUUUAAGAAAAUAAAAAGGCUGUUAUUCGUAUCUUUUAAAGUGUAAACUUAGUACUUUGCAUUGUUCAUAAAAUCAGAGUUCGCAUAGCUCGUAAGCGACUUUUGAUUUUGAGUAAACAAAAUGAGAAUUGCAAGCAAUUUAAUUAGACAGCAGUAUUAUUGACAUUAAAUUUUUAAAGAAAUUUAUUUAAAUAAUCUUAAAAAUUAAAAAUAAAAACAUGUACUAUUGUGAAUUUCUACGUAAUUUUAAGCAAAUGAAUAGCCUGUUAUUCGUAUCUUUUAAAGUGUAAACUUAGUACUUUGCAUUGUUCGUAAAAUCAGAGUUCGCAUAGCUCGUAAGCGACUUUUCAUUUUGUGUAAAACAAAAUGAGAAUUACAAGCAAUUUAAUUAGAUAGCAAUAAUAUUGAUAUCAAACUUUUAAAGAACUUUAUUUAAAUAAUGUUAAAAAUUAAAAAUAAAAACAUAUACUAUUGAGAAUUUCUACGUAAUUUUAAGGAAAUGAAAAGGCUGUUAAUCGUAUUUUUCGUAUUGUAAACUUUGUAAUUUGCAUUGUUCGUAAAAUCAGAGUUCGCAUAGCUCGUAAGCGACUUUUCAUUUUGCGUAAACAAAAUGAGAAUUACAAGCAAUUUAAUUAGAUAGCAAUACUAUUGAUAUUAAACUUUUAAAGAACUUUAUUUAAAUAAUCUUAAAAAUUAAAAAUAAAAACAUGUACUAUUGUGAAUUUCUACGUAAUUUUAAGCAAAUGAAUAGCCUGUUAUUCGUAUCUUUUAAAGUGUAAACUUAGUACUUUGCAUUGUUCGUAAAAUCAGAGUUCGCAUAGCUCGUAAGCGACUUUUCAUUUUGUGUAAACAAAAUGAGAAUUACAAGCAAAAUGAGAAUUACAAGCAAUUUAAUUAGAUAGCAAUAAUAGUGAUAUUAAACUUUUAAAGAACUUUAUUUAAAUAAUGUUAAAAAUUAAAAAUAAAAACAUAUACUAUUGAGAAUUUCUACGUAAUUUUAAGGAAAUGAAAAGGCUGUUAAUCGUAUUUUUCGUAUUGUAAACUUUGUAAUUUGCAUUGUUCGUAAAAUCAGAGUUCGCAUAGCUCGUAAGCGACUUUUGAUUUUGCGUAAACAAAAUGAGAAUUACAAGCAAUUUAAUUAGAUAGCAAUACUAUUGAUAUUAAACUUUUAAAGAACUUUAUUUAAAUAAUGUUAAAAAGUAAAAAUAAAAACACAUGUACUAUUGUGAACUUCUACGUAAUUUUAAGAAAAUGAAAAGGCUGUUAAUUGUAUUUUUCGUAGUGUAAACUUAGUAAUUUGUAUUGUUCGUAAAAUCAGAGUUCGCAUAGCUCGUAAGCGACUUUUGAUUUUGUGUUAACAAAAUGAGAAUUACAAGCAAUAUAACACUGGGUAACAAAAAAAUGACCAUGUCGUGUUUAUUUCAAAAUUUUUGUGUUUAUUGAAAGUUUGGGUGUCAGUGAAUUAGAGAAUACCAAAAAUUUUUUUUUAAAUUUAUUCAGACCCCUAGAAAGGGGGGGUUGAAUUAUUAAAAAACGGUGUUUUUUGCAUUUUUUGAAGUCCUGUAAAAAGAAAAUGGGAAGACUUAAAAAGCUCUAAUAUGGCUUAAAAGAGAGCUCAAACCUUUAUCUUUUAGAACCAAAACUGAAAAGUUAUGUAAAAAUUGCAGGGAACCUGUAUUUACCGACUACCCCCCCCUAAUGUAUCAUACAUUCUGGUAAAAAUGACUGGGAAUCUAAGCAUAUCAAUUUUUCAUAAUCGGAUUGGCUUCAAAUUUGUUAUUCGGGGGUUUUUGGGAUCACUGAUUACGAAUCCGAAGUUAGAUUUCCAAAAUUCAAAAUGGCGGCUUCAACAAAGCGAAUAAAAUGUUGAAAGGCGUUCGGAUUCGCUCGAGACUUGGUUGAAUCCGCCAUGUUAAAGUCUCCAUUUUGAAUUUUUGAAGUCUGACUUCGGAUUCGUAAUCAGCGACCCCAAAAACCCCUGAGUAACAAAUUUGAAGCCAAUCCGAUUAUGAAAAUUGAUAUGCUCAGAUUCCCAGUCAUUUUUACCAGAAUGUAUGAUACAUUAGGGGCUUACUCGAUAAAUACAGGUUCCCUGAAUUUUUUACAUUACUUUUCAGUUUUGCUUCUUAAAGAUAAAGGUUUCAGCUUUCUUUUAAGCCAUAUUAGAGCUUUUUAUGUCUUCCCAUUUUCUUUUUACAGGUCUUCAAAAAAUUCAAAAAACACCGUUUUUUUAUAAUUCAACCCCCCUUUUUAGGGGUCUGAAUAAAUUAAAAAAUUUUUUUGGUAUUUUCUUGUUCAUUGACACCCAAAGUUUCAAUAAACACAAAAAUUUUUAAAUAAACACGACAUGGUCAUUUUUUUGUUACCCAGUGUAAUUAGACAGCAGUAUUAUUGACAUUAAAUUUUUAAGAACUUUAUUUAAAUA